Molecule: messenger RNA, 3510 nt
Organism: Fukomys damarensis (Damara mole-rat)
Lineage: Eukaryota; Metazoa; Chordata; Mammalia; Rodentia; Bathyergidae
Gene: Rbck1
Product: RANBP2-type and C3HC4-type zinc finger containing 1
Exons: 12
Coding region: 127-1659 (510 amino acids)
Biological process (GO): positive regulation of canonical NF-kappaB signal transduction; proteasome-mediated ubiquitin-dependent protein catabolic process; protein linear polyubiquitination
Cellular component (GO): LUBAC complex
Molecular function (GO): ubiquitin binding; ubiquitin-protein transferase activity
Source: RefSeq, a predicted model, not a curated record
GUGCUACCCGACCGUCGCCCGGGAUCCCGAGGUGCUGAGCGGGACUGAGCGACCGCCUCUCCUAGGUGACUGGAGAUAGCGCUUCCCGAGCCGCAGCCCCCGGGGGGAUGGGCGCAGCCAGCCCAGAUGGACGAGAAGACCAAGAAAGCAGAGGAGAUGGCCCUGAGCCUCGCCCGGGCAGUGGCAGGCGGGGAUGAGCAGGCAGCUGUGAAGUGUGCCACCUGGCUGGCACAGCAGCACGCGUCCCUGAGUGUGCAUCUGAAGCCGGAGGUCCCACGGACACGGGAUAUCAGGCUGUGUGUGAGCGUGGAGGAUGCCCAUGUGCAGACGGUCACCAUCUGGCUCAUGGUGCGCCCUGACAUGACAGUGGCCUCCCUCAAGGACAUGGUAUUCCUGGACUAUGGCUUCCCCCCGAGCCUGCAGCAGUGGGUGAUUGGGCAGCGGCUGGCCCGAGACCAGGAGACUCUGCACUCCCAUGGAGUGCGGCAGAAUGGGGACAGUGCCUACCUGUAUCUGCUGUCAGCCUGCAACACCUCACUCAACCAACAGGAGGUGCAGCGCCAGCGCCAGCUGCGGAUGCUGGAAGAUCUGGGCUUCAAGGACCUCACACUGCAGCCACGGGGCCCCCUGGAGCCAGCUCCUUCCAACCCUGGGGUUCCCCAGGAACUUGGAGGGGUGCAGCCUAAUGGAGUGCCUGAGCCCCCACCGGUGGGCUGGCAGUGCGCUGGGUGCACCUUCAUCAACAAGCCUACGCGGCCCGGCUGCGAAAUGUGCUGCCGUUCUCGGCCAGAGGCCUACCAAGUGCCUGCCUCGUACCAGCCCGACGAGGAGGAGCGGGCGCGCCUGGCAGGCGAAGAGGAGGCUCUGCGUCAGUACCAACAGCGCAAGCAGCAGCAGCAAGAGGGGAACUACCUGCAGCACGUGCAGCUGGAGCAGAGGAGCCUGGUGCUGAAUGCCGAGCCCGCCGAGUGCCCCGUGUGCUACUCGGUGCUGGCGCCUGGGGAGGCUGUGGUGCUGCGGGAGUGUCUGCACACCUUCUGCAGGGAAUGCCUCCAGGGCACCAUCCGCAACAGCCAAGAGGCGGAGGUCUCCUGUCCCUUCAUUGAUGACACCUACUCGUGCCCAGGGAAACUGCUGGAGAGGGAAAUCCGGGCGCUCCUGACCCCCGAGGAUUACCAGCGCUUUCUGGACCUGAGCGUCUCCAUUGCAGAAAACCGCAGUGCUUUCAGCUACCACUGCAAGACCCCAGACUGCAAGGGCUGGUGCUUCUUUGAGGAUGAUGUCAAUGAGUUCACUUGCCCCGUCUGUUUCCACGUGAACUGCUUGCUUUGCAAGGCCAUCCAUGAGCGCAUGAACUGCAAGGAGUAUCAGGAUGACCUGGCACUGCGGGCUCAAAAUGACCUGGCUGCCCGGCAGACCACAGAGAUGCUGCAGGUGAUGUUGCAGCAGGGAGAGGCCAUGCACUGCCCCCGGUGCCGGAUCGUGGUGCAGAAGAAGGACGGCUGUGACUGGAUCCGCUGCACUGUCUGCCACACUGAGAUCUGCUGGGUCACCAAGGGCCCGCGCUGGGGUCCUGGGGGCCCAGGGGACACCAGUGGUGGCUGCCGCUGCCGAGUGAAUGGGAUUCCUUGCCACCCAAGCUGUCAGAACUGUCACUAAGCUCAAGAUGGCUGGGUCCUUACACUGGCAACCUCCACCCCAUUCAUAGGCUGUGGUGGGCAGGGCUGGGCUUGAGGCACUGGCUCUGGUUUCUGGCCUGGGAGACAUCCGUGUGAUUGGCUGAGGCUAAGGGUCCCCCCUUCGCGGUGGCCUGCCUGUGCCAGGUGUUCAGGGGCCCUGCCUGCAGUUGUUCAGUCACAUCUGCCCCGGUGCCUUUGCCCUUCCUCAGGGGCUUGAUGGCCAGACCUUUCUUCUCUGUGGCUCUUCCCUCUGCCAGCCUCAGUCCUUCAACACAGCCCUGGCCAGAGGCCUUGCUGGCCCGAUCCUCCGCCAGCACCGUGCGACAACGCUCCUCCCAACGACACUUGCCCACUGGCCCCCAACAGUAGCCUCACCACUUCCCCGUUGGCUUCCAGAGUGACUUUGCUCUGUCUUGUCAGAGGCCCGGAGCCUCUUAUUGCUGCUGUGGACCUGCUCAGAGGGAGACUGGGCUGGGUGAGAUCACAGUGCAGUGGGCGUUGUGCUGUGUCCCGUCUCACCUGUGUAAGGAAAUUAAACCGGUUUUCCAGGAAGGGCUGCUUGUGGUAUCAUGGAGAGGGUGUGAAUGCAUGGGCUGGGACCACACGCAGACAGGUGCUGAGCUCUCUGAAUGGCAUCAGGAAGGUAAUCUGUUGGCCCUGGGACCCACUGUACCAGAUUUAGCACCCCCUGUGCCCAGCAGCAGUGGCUGCCCCAUAGGCGGUGUGCAGUGCAGCUGGGGCCACCAUUGGUGGGAAAGUCUCCCUGUUCUUUGGCCUCUCAGUGAGCACCAGGGCAGGGUGGAGGGGGGAUGAUUCAGGAAUAGAUGAAACUGCUGCUGAGGGGUGAAGUCUGCCCUUCUUUGCCAGAUGGCAAAGUACCUGUACCCACUUUGCCACUCAAGAGACUUUUCCAGGCACAGGCCUGAAAUGCCUGUCCCCUGCGAAGACCUGGCAUUUGAUGGGCAGCAUAUGGUUUGCACUGCAUGUGAUCAUCACGGCAGGCAGAAGUGCCUCUGAGAUUCAAGGCCUGCUCCAGGCUCUUGAUGGCAGGGUGUGUGGUUUUGGGGACAGGCUUGUUCCAGCCCCUGGAAAGGCACUGCCACCCUGUCCUUUGAUGCCUAAACUCAAAAGCUGACCCUAGGAACUGUGUGCAGAGACAGCAGAGAACAUGUGAGUAGAGCAAGGGCCUUUGUCGCCUGCAUUGGUACAAGACAUACUGCUGCCCACGCAUCUCUAGACCCGACCCCAUGCCUCCUGGGCUUUGCUGUCCCCACAGCCCCCACUUUUUGGUCAGCUGCUAUUUUUACACUGCCUGUCCUGUGUUCCCCUCAUUUGAGGUUCUGACACCAACUAGGCAUCUAGUAAUUCAAUUCCAAAACUACGUGGAGUCAGCAGCAGUCCCACAAGUUAAAGGGCUCCGUUCCAAAGACUUCUGUCGUUCAGGUGCCAGAUAAGAUGGGUGCCCAGGCUGCCCAUACUUCUGCUUGGCCAAGAACAAAUUCAGGGGCUCCGUGACUCCAUCCCCUCAGGCUUUCACUUGCUGGCAUGACAGUGGACUCAGGAAAACACGACUUGGGUUUACCAGUGUAUUGUGGGCUAAGGGCAGGAACAGCCCAGUGGAAAGGUGACAAGGUCCCACUAGCAGCUCUAGAUAUGUCAUUCAUGUUUUCACAUAGUUCCUCUCCAGGAUUCCAACCCUAGGGAACCACCUAAUCAGUUGGGCUUUCUGGUGACUAGUCCCGAGGUUACCUAGGGGUCCCACAGCAAAUGAUUUGUAUGAAUGUAGGUGGGAUCCAGAGAUCAUUAAAAAUAAUAAAGUCACUUCUGUUAU